AUUUUGAUUCCAGAAAUGCAGCUACAUGCCUGCAGUGGCUCAAGCCAGAAGCCAGGGUGUGCUAGAGCAUGCCUCCCUGCCGGGCUGGAUCGGACAGCUGGUGCCGGGCCAAGCCUAACCUGCCUCGCCCUCCUUGCAAGAGGGGGUUUGCAGGGGAGGUACAAAGCAUCCUGGGAUGCUGGAGGACUCCCAGGACAACAAAGGCAUCAGAAGUUUUCCCUAAAAAACAUGCUAAUGUUUGACCCAGUCCCGAUCAAGCAAGAAGCCAUGGAACCUGUUUCAGUGUCAUACCCAUCCAAUUACAUGGAUCAAAUUAAGCCAAACAAAUACGGCGUCAUUUAUUCUACACCAAAUAUGUUUCACAAUAAAUUCUAUUCAACCCCAGAAGGACUAGCUAAUGGAAUCCAGAUGGAGCCAGUAGAUCUAACGGUGAACAAACGAAGCUCACCACUUUCAGCUGGAAGUUCUCCUUCCCCACUAAAAUUUCAGACUGUACACAGAAGAGCCUCACCUGGACUAACUCUGUCCUCACCCAGUCCACCUAUGAAAAAAUUCACACCACCACCUCCUGGAGUACAACCAUUUCCCUUACCAUUAACAAUCCCUCCAGUUAUGGCGGCUCUUUCACACCAUGGACUUAGAAGCCCUGGAAUACUCCCAGUUAUACAGCCACUUGUGGUCCAGCCUGUUCCCUUCAUGUAUACUCCUCAUCUCCAGCAACCUCUAAUGAUGCCUACAGUUCUUGCUGAUGAAUUGGAGAAUCCAAGUAGUGUACCAGUGCCUGUAAUUGAAUCUUAUGAAAAACCUCCAUUAAAGAAAACUAUUAAAGUAGAACCAGGAACUGAAUCACCUAGGACUGACUUCUAUCCUGAACAAAUGUCACCUCCAUUGAUGACUUCACUGUCUCCUCCCCAAGUAAUGUUGCAAGAGAAUCACCCUUCAGUUAUAGUGCAGCCUGGGAAGCGGCUUUUACCUGUGGAAUCUCCAGACACACAAAGGAAACGCAGAAUACACAGAUGUGAUUAUGAAGGUUGCAACAAGGUCUACACUAAAAGCUCCCACCUGAAAGCUCACAGAAGAACACAUACAGGUGAAAAGCCAUACAAAUGUACCUGGGAAGGAUGCACGUGGAAGUUUGCUCGUUCUGAUGAACUAACAAGGCAUUUCCGUAAACAUACUGGAAUCAAGCCUUUUCAGUGCCCAGACUGUGACCGUAGCUUCUCACGUUCGGACCAUCUUGCCCUUCACAGGAAACGUCACAUGUUAGUCUGAAUGUCUUUUGUCCUCUGACUCCCAUCACACUUUCUUUUUUUACAUGUGCAUUUUUAAUUUGGAUUCAGCUGGUCUGAAUCUCUGAGUUUAUACCAUUAAAAGCUUCCUUAUGGUCAGUAAUAGAUGUUCUCUAACCCUUCUGUGUUCUUGCCACGGGUCAGACCUAAAGAAUGUGAACACUUUUUUUUUUUUUUCUUCCUUUUUUUCCUCUGGGGGAUGCUAAGCAAACCGUUUCUGCAGACAGUAUGUUUAAUGUAUUCCUUUGUGAAUAAGGGAACUUCAUUGGUUUCUCCAUUUAAUCAACCAGCAUAUAGUGAUAAACUAGUAAAUGCUAUUCAGUAUCCAGAUUGCUAGUCCUUGCCAGAGACUUUAUUUAUGUCCUGUAAAAAAUACUCUCUUUGUAUGCUCAACAAUGCAAUGAAUAGACUUUUCCAACAUUGUUGGUUACACCAUCCUGUUUAACACAACACUUUUAGAAAAGCACCUCUUUGAUGUAGAAAUCCCCUCUGCCUCAAGAGCAAAAGAGCUAAGCAAUAUAUUCUUCUUAAAUCAUGAAAGUUUUAAGUGGUAAAAUUCAUUUAGACCCAGCAGAAAUCAAACUGUACUGAAUACUGUGUUGUAUGUCUGUAUUCUGUUUGUAUUGCAUAAUGCCUUGGCAGAUUCAGCCGGUGAAGACCUUGCAUGAUGCUGGGCACAUCUACACAUGCUAUUAAUGUGCUUGAAUAACUUCCAGCACAGUUUGUGCCAAAGUGUAGUACUCCCAGGCGCAGCAUUUACACAUGUACCUGAGACUGCAGCACAUUGAGCCAGGGUGGCACAGCCUCAGCCAGCAGGGGGCUCAGGAGGUCAGCCUGCCAGACCAGAGCUGAUGCACCCCAGCCCAAUGUGCUGCAGAGGAGCUGGCUGGGGCACAAGUGCUACAGUGUGGGGCUAGCCAGCAGGCAGCCCCUGUACUGUAGUACUCUCAUGCCCUAGCCAACCAGUCACCAUGGACAUGUGAAUUGAUGCAUUAAAUAGCUCUACUGUAGAAUAGUACUUGUCGGGCAAGAACUGCAUCCUGCAACAAAGUUGAUUAGUUUACUGUGGCCUAAUAGUGCCACAUGUGUAGACGGUGACGCUUUACUGCAGAGCUGAGUAGUCAACUCUGUAGUAAAGUGUACAUGUAGAUGAGCCCACUGUAUCUCUGUUUUAUAUGUAGCUGUAUGGAUGGUACACAAUAUAUUCAUCUGUAGCAUAGUAUUACAUGACUUUCGUAGAGGUCUACCAUACCUCAUUUCAGCCAUUAUAGGCAUCUUCCUUUCUAGCCACUCUCGAACAUUUCCUUUCCUCAAAAACUUUUUUUAUUGUAUGCCAAAAGCAGUAAUUGCCAUAUCAAAAUGCUCCAAACCAUAACAUUAUGGGAAGUGAGUGCUAGUUUUGAUAUAUUAUAUACUAUUUAAAAAUAGUUCACAGGAUUUUUAAGACAAAAUGGCAUCCCAUAUGCACCUCCAUUGAGAAACUGAGUAAUGUCUUAGGUGGUAAGAAUAUGCCUGAUAAAACCAUUUAAAGUUACUUUUUUGUAGCUCUUAUCUUUUUUAAGAUGGCUAGAUAAAGAUGUAAAUAUAACUAACACAUUACAUCAUCAAGUCUUAAUUCUGAAGUUAACGAGAAAAAAACAGAUGAAUAUGUAUGUUCAUAAUACAAAUAGAAUAUCCUGAAUUAAAAUGACCCAAUGUGAUGCUAAACAUACUUCAGUCCUUGUAAUGUAUUAACCAGGAUUAAAAAGAAUUUUUCUAUGUUAGUUGGCAGACUUGUGGGCCACCAAAAGAAAGUAGGAUAUAUUUCUCUAAACUAAAAUAUUCCAGAACCACAAAGUUUUUGUUAAUUCCCUGAAAUUUGAAAAAGGUAUUCUCAAUUUUCCUCUUUUACAUGGAAAAGCCUACUAGCAAAGAAAAUACUCAUUGUAUUCUCCAAGAGAACAGUCUGGUCAAGUCUCUGCUGUAUGUUGCCUUCUAUGGAACAAAAAUUGAGAUCGUAAAGAGCAGGUGUUGCUGGUGUCCCUAAACACCAUGGACUCCAAAAAUACACUGGAGUGUGCUGCUGAUCCAGGAGUUUGUGUGCGCGGAGUCUACCUCUGCUUCCUUGGCAGUGUGGCUUCUCCAAAAAGGUAGAAGAACCCCUGUUGCUGACAUCCCAUCUGCCAGUGAAACUGGAGGGGAAGGUCUGCAGUGUAGGUGUAGACCUAUUCACAGACCUUUUAGGGGUGAGUGAAAGAAUAAGAUAAAACCUACAGGUGUCUAAAGAUGAAUUAGGAGUAGUUUCACUUAUUGUGCAAAGAAGUGCUUCUGCCAUAAAAUAUGAAGUAUUGUAUGUGUUCUACAACUAACACUUGAAUACUGAAGUAUAGAAAUCCUUGUGCAUUUUAUCUAAGGCAUAUCUUGUCCUUUUGUGAUGCUGUUUUGUUUUAUAUUCAAGACCUGCAAGUGGGUAAUGGCAAUUUUCAUAGCAGUUCUUGAAAGUUUGUGUAAACUCUGUCUGAGGGAUUAAGACCAUAUUCUGCUGUGUUAUAUGAAUGUUGAUCUGAACUAUCUUUUUUGGAAUAAAAUGAAGGUUAUGCCAGUUUUACACUCAUGAAACGAGAUGGAAAUCUGGGCCUUUAUCCAUUAGAACUGUCCGGUAAAUAUAGUAGUGUUGAAGUGAUGUGGCAGUUGUGAUGGUCCAGAAAAUGAGAGAAGCAGCAAUUUUUGUGGGUGAUAUUUUUUUUUAUUGGACCAAGUGGUCCAGUAAACUGAUUUGGGAUACAUUUAGACAAGCUUUCAGGUAUCACUACUCUUUCUUAGAUCCCAAAGAGAGAAGCAAGUACAGUGGAGCUAAAUAGCUACUUAUUUACCUUUGCAUAGCAGAUCUGUUCAGUUCUGCCAUGCCUGCUUCUCUCCAGAGUCCUAAGGAAGACUACUGUGAUACCUAGAAAGUAGGUCCAGUUAAAAGAUACCACCCACAAAAACCCAUGCAUCUUGCAGGGAUAUACAGACAAUUCUGUUUUCUGUCAGUACGCUGAUCUGUUACUCAUGUAGCCAAAGCCUUCCUGGAUGGAGAAUUAGUAUAACCUAGCAUCAUUUUGGGUUUUUUUGGCAACUCUGCCAUGGAAGAAUUAGAAUUGGUCACUACCCUAGAACUUAAUACCUGUGGAAUUCUCAUUAGCUUUGAUAGCAGAUCAUUUUAUGCAACUCCUACGGGUGCAGUUUCUUAGGCUGUACCCUUAAUAUACUGUAUAACACAAGUGUACCAACAAAUUUCGUAUCCUGGAAAUGAAAAAAAAACAAUUCUAUAAUGGACAAGGCAGGUGACAGGCAUUUUAUUUCCAUUUCUGCUUUCAAUGUAAUUUUAAACGCAUCACAUUUUGGAUUUUUAAAAAUAACAUUUAUUUCUAGUGCUGCUAGUUUCUUUUCCUUUUUCUUUCUUUUUUUUUCUUUCAUAAAGAUUUUCUUUAAAUAUUUGCAUGGUUUUCUAAGUACAGAACUGGGUCCAGAUGACCUGCUUGAACGAUUUAUUUGAUGUUAGAUCUACUCCAACAGCAUUUUUAUCCCCAACAUUUAGCUUAUCAACCAUGUUCAUUUAUUAAUCUAUUUACCCUCCGUUUUUUUUAAAUGUUUAAGAUGAACAGUGGGGAUAGGAGCAGAGAUGCAAUAUAAUUUAAAAUGCCUUGACUACAUACUUAAUGAUAUAGGACAUUUAACAAGAACAGUUUAAAUUUAAGCAUUAAAUAAAAAUCUUAAGUUCCUACAAAUAUCUUUAUAGGAUUUUUCUCUUUAUGUAUAUGGUGUCAUUUUGUAAGAAGUCAAAAAAGAUUGCAAACAAGUAAGGUGUUUUUUCCUUCAUUUUAAAAUGUGAAUCCACAUCUUAAAUGGGGCAUUAACUGUUUUUAAUGAACUUGGUUUGAGGGGUACUUUGAAAAUAUAUGGAUGGAACUAAGGAAAUGACUAAAAGGAAAACAAGCCAGUCCUGUCGUCAUCCACCUACAUGGAUGCAGGAUCAGGUGUAAAAUGUAAAAAAACUAAUCCUGCAGCAGAGUUACGUGUAUAUUUAAAAUAAAUCCUGGUUUACUAGCACUAUUGCACUGUAUAGUAUGUAGCUUGAGAAUAUUGUUUUACUAAUAUUGUGCCUGUAUUCACCAUUAAACAUAAUUAUAAUGGGUUACUUAUUUCCGAGACAAUCCUUCGGAGUUCAACAGGUAUUUCAGCAACGUGGUUUUAUUUAAAUAUACACUGUAGUUCUGUAGUGACCUCUCUAAUGCCACAAGCUUGUCUAAAUAUGUUGUUGGCUUUUGUCUCUGUUUUUGUCUCUGUCAAGGGUAGCAACUUGUAAAUGAAUGCAAAUCCUUUCUGUAAAGAAAAAUAAUUACAAGGAAUUUUACAUGUAUUAAGAGGGCUACAACAACUUUCAAUAUGUUUUACAGAUAUUAGCACUUUUCUGCUAUUUAUGUACUUUAAAUGUUAGAGGGUCAAAAUAAUCUUUCUCCUUAGCAUCUCUUAAAAUAUCACCUGCAAAUAUAGCAGGGAUAUUACAUUUACUUUAAUACUUGUAUAAACUAUGCAGAAAUUUUUUAAUAGAAUGUAAUAUAUUUUAUAAGCUAAUAAGACUGGGUAAUUAAAGGUUUCUAGCAUGCAUUACUAUACCUUGCAAAUACUGAGACAUUUUGGUAAUCUUUCUUACUAAAGAUGUGAAUGUUUAAUGUACUUUCACUGUUUCUACUUUGGUAGUCCAAUGGGAACUCAGUAAUGACAUUUUGUCAUGUCAAACUGUGAACUUAAAUUUGUACUGUACAGGCCUCAUACAAUAUGCCAUAUACAAUAUAUAUGUAUUAUACUUGUUAAUAAAACCAUCAGAAUAUUAA
Alligator mississippiensis (American alligator) is the source of this 6145-nucleotide messenger RNA. RefSeq names its product KLF transcription factor 3 (gene KLF3). The transcript is spliced from 6 exons. Gene Ontology annotation, biological process: regulation of transcription by RNA polymerase II. NCBI's taxonomy places the organism in Eukaryota, Metazoa, Chordata, Crocodylia, Alligatoridae. The record is from RefSeq and is a predicted model, not a curated record. Gene Ontology annotation, molecular function: DNA-binding transcription factor activity, RNA polymerase II-specific; RNA polymerase II cis-regulatory region sequence-specific DNA binding. The coding region runs from base 16 to 1272 and encodes 418 amino acids.